Messenger RNA from Perca flavescens (yellow perch), 1650 nucleotides. RefSeq lists its product as uncharacterized. The record is from RefSeq and is a predicted model, not a curated record. Bases 40 to 1650 code for a protein of 536 amino acids. Gene Ontology annotation, cellular component: plasma membrane. Gene Ontology annotation, molecular function: transmembrane signaling receptor activity. The transcript has 8 exons. Lineage: Eukaryota; Metazoa; Chordata; Actinopteri; Perciformes; Percidae.
AAUAGUCUCACUGAGGAUUUCAGCAUCCAAAUCAACACAAUGAGGAACUUUCUUCUGAUCUUUCUCUCACUGAUGAUUACAGGCUGGGAGGCCUCAUCUGAUGUGAAGGGAUGCACAGACGGAUGGGUGGAAUUCACCUGCCAGCAUAAAACAAGUCAACAAUAUCACAAAGACAACCCCCCAAUCAUACGAAGCACUCAAAAGAAUGUGUGGCAGACCAAGGACAGAAUUUCUGUGUACCAUGAUACAGCAAAUAGAAAACUCAGGGUGGUCAUCAAACCACUUCAACAUGGGGACUCUGGGGAGUACAAGUGUAAAUGUAUAUUUGACCAAAGACCUGACUGUGAAGAAGUGUACUUGAACGUUGAUGACGGCUGCCAGACACCAUUGAUUCAAACUGCGUACAGAACAGCUAAAACCACCAUCUCAUGUGACAAAAGAAACUCCAGAGUCAUGUUUUUCUGCAAAGACAACGGUAUAAUCUGUGAGAAUAUUUUAUCACCAAAAUCUUCUCCGAAGUCAAACGGGUCCUUCACUCUCACAGAGACCAGCAGUAGCUUCACCAUGUCCAUCAGUAAUGUGUCCUCACAGCAUGCUGCUGUCUACUGGUGUGGAGUGGAAACAGAUAAUGGACGUAACAGAGCUGGACUCAGAAAAAUACAACUAAAGGUUGAUGAUAAUAUUAAGAUAUUCACUAGGUCUCCAACAGUUGGAGAGAAUCUCACAUACUGGUGUGGAUAUCCAAGGAGUACUUGGAUAAAAAAAUUCAUCUGUAAAGGAGAAGAUCCAUCUACAUGUAAACAGAUAGUAAGCACUGCACAGAGCAAUGCUGGAAAAUUUUCUAUGAUGGAUGACAAAGUGAAAAAUAUCACCAUAACAGUGAGAAACAUAACAACAGAAGACUCUGGGACAUACUGGUGUGGAGCAGAAAGAAAUUACCCAAAACAGAGCAACCCAUUCUUCCACAGGUUCAUGAUGACUGUCGUGACAGCAAAAAAAACACCAACACCACCCACAUUUACUGUUUCAUCUCAGUCAACUCCAACAACUACUGCAUCUGCUUGGAGACAUGGCGGCCCUGGGAGGAUCAUCACUGUGACUUUCUGUGUAUCUGUGGUGGUGCUGCUGCUGCUGUUUGUGCUCAUUUUGAUUCUUAUCUACAAACGUAAGAGUUAUUACUGGUUCACGGAACACCAGACACACGCAUAUGGUACACCCAAAACCACAUGGACGACAUCUCCAUCCUGUAUGGAUGUGAUGUGUAGAAAAGCCAAAGCAGACAAAUACAAGACUAGAGACGUUCAAAAAACAGAAGAAAUGCAGCAGCAGCAGCAGCACAUCAAAGAGGAAUAUAUCUACGAGGAGAUACAGGAGCACCCCCAUCACCCAGACUCAGGAAAUGCACCCAACACGAUUUAUGCCACUGCCAACUUUCCCACAACCCCCUCUGCCUCGCUGCAUUACUCGACCGUCAUCUUUACAAACUGCUCAGACAAAGCUGGAGCUGAGACACUGCUCACCAAACCCAGCUCCUCUGCCUGUGAAUAUUCAACUGUGAAAAAAAGCCAAAGUCAAACCUCCUCUAGUGUCAACCAGCCUUCUUCAGAGGAUCCUCUCUACUCAACAGUCAACAAGUCACGGGAGCAAUGA